AUGAAGCAAAAUAGCAUUCUACCCACAGAUUGCUACAAUAUGAAUGAGAUUGGAUUUCAAAAGGGUCAAGAAUGUGCAAAAAUAAUCAUGACUCUCAUCUAA
This is a messenger RNA of Histoplasma mississippiense, 102 nucleotides long. RefSeq lists its product with no specific name. The record is from RefSeq and is a predicted model, not a curated record. NCBI's taxonomy places the organism in Eukaryota, Fungi, Ascomycota, Eurotiomycetes, Onygenales, Ajellomycetaceae. The coding region runs from base 1 to 102 and encodes 33 amino acids. The transcript is spliced from 3 exons.